Molecule: messenger RNA, 1371 nt
Organism: Asterias rubens (European starfish)
Lineage: Eukaryota; Metazoa; Echinodermata; Asteroidea; Forcipulatida; Asteriidae
Exons: 5
Coding region: 296-1228 (310 amino acids)
Source: RefSeq, a predicted model, not a curated record
GUAACACACAGUUUGGCUUUUGGUAUACAAAAAACGUCAAUGCAUUUUUUAUCGGUAUCGUUUUAUUUCCCCUAUCUAUAUUAAUGGUCAUGCGGCUAACACGUCAUCGUCGUCACACCGGUCGGUCGGCCGUGGGCGGGGGAAAAGGGCGCGUUGUUCAAUUGGCAAAUUUGCAGUUUACUACUCCUUUCGUAUUGUAAAUUGUAACCCAGUUCUAUUGACCUUUGUAAUCUGUUUCUUUCAUAAAAUUGAAACCUAUGUCUAUAGACCUUUGUAAGCAGGUCAAUAGGUUAAAAUGGCACACGCUAGUCGCUCUAGCAUUGUUGUGAAAGAGUUGUUUGGGCUGGAGCCUCGGUCUAAUCCCUUCGAAGCAAAAGCACCAUCGUCAAAAUCCAAAACGUGGUGUUUGGUUUACUGGAUCAACGAUAAGCAAGUUAGCAUAGAAAACAUCGUCAGCGUUCGCACAGACCUAAGAAAGGAGGGUACCGUCUCUGAAAUACGGUUUAAAGACGGCAAGAAAUAUCCCGGGAAACUCAUCAAAAUCAGUGAGAGUAAGAAAGAGCUCCAGGAUGAGCAAGCGAGACUGCUGCUCUCGAUGGAAGAGUUUGCUGGGCCUGGGGAUAGGCAUGACACCACAGAUGUUCAAUCAACCAGCAGCACCAAACGCAGCCGCAAACAAUCUUUGAUGCCAGAUUUCGUCACUAGUCAAGACAGUCAAGAGCAACAACCAAAGUCAAAGACCAGCAAGAUUGCUAAACCAAAGUCAGCAGUGGGUGUAAAGACUAGCAUCAGCAAAGGCGAGAAGCUCAAGGCCACUGCAGACAAAUUAAACGUGCAGCAAGCUUUGUGUAGAGAAAUGUUCACUGUAAAGCCACCAGAUGCUGAAGUUAAACAUGGUCAUCAGAGCAUGGAGGACAGAGUCAUUUCAAAACUGAAAGAGCAGCUGGCAGAAAGGGACAACCAAAUCAGACAGCUGCAUGAUGAGGUGAAGAAGAAAAAUGAAGAAAUCAUGCAGCUGAGUCAAAAGUCUGCAACAGGCCUUCCCUUCAGUGUUGAUCUUAAUCCCACUGUAUUCUGGAGGAUUACCACUAUUGAAGGAGCAGGACAAAAGGGUUGCUUUCUCAAAAGGCACCUCCAAGGAGUCAUUGCUAUCUGCUUUGCUACUAGCUGUCUUUGGAGAGAGUUGCCUUGCCCGAGGCAAUGCCUGUGGCUCCAGGCAGGCGGUUAAUCGCAAGAGUGAAUCUGCUAACGUGCCCCUGGAUGCACAGAAAUUACAAGAAAUUAAAGAGUGUGUACUUCGCAAGUUCAAGUUACCUAAUGGACAACCGUGCAUGACGUCCAAGGAAUUCAAUGAUAAGAUUAAUCAGAAAU